Coniophora puteana RWD-64-598 SS2 is the source of this 2133-nucleotide messenger RNA. Its product is annotated as FAD/NAD(P)-binding domain-containing protein. Lineage: Eukaryota; Fungi; Basidiomycota; Agaricomycetes; Boletales; Coniophoraceae. The coding region runs from base 1 to 2133 and encodes 710 amino acids. The transcript has 13 exons. The record is from RefSeq and is a predicted model, not a curated record.
AUGGCGCCUCCAGAGACACACAUAGCGCAAACGAGACGGCAAGAAACCCUGCAGGCUCGCAGGCGCGAUCUGCCAUCCGCGUUGCUGACGACGCCCAUUGCAUUGUUCAGACUGAUCCUUAACAUCUCCCUCAUUCCCUUCUUCGCGUUCAUGGGAGCGCUCUACGUGACCAUCCAGAAGGCCAUCGUCUACUUCUUUGCCCCGCGCACACCGCCCAGGCACAUGCACCAUCCCCACGGGCGCAUCGCCGUCAUUGGCGCUGGGCUCACCGGGAUUGCCUCUGCUGCGCAUUGCAUCGCGCACGGGUUCGAGGUCGUCAUAUACGAGGCGACGGACCGCGUCGGUGGCGUCUGGGCGCAUGAGAACGAAAAGUCUGGGCUACAGCUGAACUCGAUGAUGUACCGGUUCCAUCCGGCUCUUGUGUGGAAGAGCGCAUUUCCUCAGCGCGAUGAGAUCCUCCAUCAGGUAAACAAGAUCUGGAAGCUCUACCGCCUUGAAGAGCGCACUCGAUUCAAUACACCUGUAGAUAAGGUGGAACGGAAACGACGCUCCACGGAGUCCGCAGAAGGCACGUUGAACUUGAGCGAGGUUCGGCAUAUCUCACCGUCAGAAUGGUACAUCAACGACGGCGAAGACGGCCCUUUUGACGCUCUCAUCGUCACCGUUGGCGCGUGCGGCGACCCGAAGUGGAUCCCGCUCGAAGGUCUUCCUGAGGACGUGCUCAACCGCAACCCGCGCACGGAACCUCCGAAGGAAGGCAUCGCCCAAGAGCAAGAUGAGUCUCAAUCCACUUCUCAGGAGCACAAUCACGCCGAGGAAAAGCACCGCACGGGCGCGGAUUAUCCGCAGGGGCAGGGCCUGACGGAGUCGCAGUUGAAGAACGAGCGCAAGAAGCGGCGUAAGCACCGGAAGAGGGCGCGUGAGGCUCGUGAGGCGGGCUCGGAGCCCGCGCCGGAGGACGCCGAGUAUGAGUUAGAGUCGGCGACUGAGAACGGCAACGGCGGCGGGCACGACACGGAUGCGUCGCAUGUGAAGCUUGCGGGGUCGCCGAAGGGCAAGGCGGCCGAGGUCGACGAGCAUCAGCAUCAGUCGGGGCCCCAGUACCAGCAGAAGCAGAAGGAUAUGGGCGUGUUCAGGGGCAAGGUAAUGCAUUCGUGCGAGCUUGAUAGGGCGACGGAGAAGGACUUUGCGGGGAAGACGGUUUUGGUGCUUGGGAAUGGUGCUUCGGGGAUUCAGGCUGUCGAUAUGGCGCUUGGUCGUGGGGCGAAGAAGUGUAUCAUGAUAUCCAAGGAUGAUAAGUGGAUUCUCCCAAGGAACGUUAUCUUCGACACGCUCCUUGCUGGUCAGCCUUUCGGACGCAGCAUGCCCUUCUCGUCUGUGUGGGAGUGGCUCUUGAGCGCUUGGCACUACCACGGCGUCGGAGCGCUCGUCCCGGACAAAGGCAUCCUCGAGGCUUCACCGGUCAUCCACGACACGUUCCCCGCGCUCGUCCGCUCUGGAAGAUGCGACUACGUCCGCGGUGAUGCUCUCCGACUCACGUCGCGCGGAGCGCUCGUUCACGUGCUUGAGCGGCCCAAGGAGAAGCGCGGCAAGCUCGACAAGGUGGUGCCUCGCGACGAGGAGAUCGAGUGCGAUGUCUUGGUGAUGGCAACUGGGUAUCAGAAGCCUUCGAUGGAUUUUCUUCCGGCCGAGUUGUUCCCUGAAGGAUACGGGAGCACCGACCUCUGGCUGCAGAAUUUCUCGACGGAAGAUUGGUCUCUGCUCACUACUAACUCUGCGUACGGAAAGACGGUCGGGAUUGGCGGGCAUAUGCUUACUGGGAUGUAUACGCGUAUUCUGCUCACGAUGAUGCUCGAUCCCUCGACGCGUUCCGACGAAAAACACAUGAAAGCAUGGGUGGACAACUUCAGGGGUGUGAAACGCGGGGCGAACGGGGGAGCUAUUGCCCUUUUCGCAUACUUCGAACUUUUUAUAUGGAUGAUGACGUUCAUCGCUUUCCGCCUCGACAGACUCCCCCAGCUGUUCUUCAUACUGCAGGGCUGGGGCGUUCAUCCGGCCCACGAGGCGGAGACACCGCACGAGACAACAUCGUAUGAGAUGGGUAAAAGGGAGGUCGAGUCUGCGAAAGCCUGA